Messenger RNA from Schistocerca americana (American grasshopper), 844 nucleotides. RefSeq names its product glutathione S-transferase D7-like. Lineage: Eukaryota; Metazoa; Arthropoda; Insecta; Orthoptera; Acrididae. Gene Ontology annotation, biological process: glutathione metabolic process. The record is from RefSeq and is a predicted model, not a curated record. Gene Ontology annotation, molecular function: glutathione transferase activity. The coding region runs from base 176 to 844 and encodes 222 amino acids. The transcript is spliced from 6 exons.
GAAAUAAGCGGCGAUAGCAACACAUGUCAGCGGCGAUAGCAGCACAUGCCAGCGGCCUAGGCGUGUCUGCAGUGCUCCAAUCUCUGUCUGACUGCCUUCUAGACAAACGGCAGCGCACGCAGCUGCACGAAGUGUCCCUUCAGCUGCGAACAACUUGGAACACGACCCGUGAAUCAUGCCUGUAGUUCUGUAUCACUGUCCUCCCAGCCCACCGUCCAGAGUAGCCUUGACUGUUGCUAAGGCUCUUGGGAUCGAUGUCACCGUCAAAAUCAUCGAUCUGUUCAAGAAUGAACACUUACAAGAGGAGUAUCUUAAGAUAAAUCCAGAACACACGGUACCAGCCAUGGACGACAAUGGUUUGAUUCUUCACGACAGCCACGUAAUCGCCACUUACCUGGUGUCACGCUACGGAAAGGAUGAAUCUCUCUAUCCGAAGGAUGUGAAGCAGAGGGCGCUGGUCGACCAGAGACUGUAUUUCGAAGCGACAGUACUUUUUCCUCGUCUAAGGGCUACAACAUAUCCGGUUUUCUUCCUGGGGAAAAGAAAUGUGGAUGCGGACGCGAGAGAUGCCAUAUACGAGGCUCUUGGAAACCUGGAGAAGUACCUUGAGCCAAGUGGAUGGGUAGCUGGAGACCAUGCGACCGUGGCCGACAUAUCCUGCUCGGUUACAGUUGCCAGUCUGGAGGCGAUAGGAGUGGACAUGAGUGCUUAUCCUAAGAUUCGUGACUGGCUGAAACGCUGCAGAAGCACAUUCCGUGGCUACGAGGAAGCAAACGCGGAAGGCGAAAAAAUUAUAGGAGGCGGCAUCAAGAGCCUCCUGGGGCCCAAGGCAUACUUGAGAUAG